Zootoca vivipara (common lizard) is the source of this 1563-nucleotide messenger RNA. The record is from RefSeq and is a predicted model, not a curated record. Lineage: Eukaryota; Metazoa; Chordata; Lepidosauria; Squamata; Lacertidae.
CAUUCCCGCCUCUCCCGGGGCUUUCCGCCGAGAGAAGCUGGCCGCCGCGGCGCUGGGCAGGGCUGAAUCGCUGCUCCGCGGGAGAGAGGGUCCCCAUCCUGCACAUCGGAAACGCCUGCCUCCUCCCCAGAAAAACCCUGCUUUCUCGCCGCCUCCCCCGCCGUCCCGGAUUAUGCUGGUCGCUCCCUCCCUCUGCUCCAUUGUGUGGCUGAGUCGCGGGUUCAAGUUGCGGGAGCGCGGCUGUACUUAAGGGGGUGGCCUGGCGCGCCAGCCCCACGGACGCCGCCCGGCGCCUCCUCGCUUCGCCCACCCCCUAAACCCCCGCCAACCCAUGCGGAGCCCCCUGGAAGCGUAGCGGCGAGGGAGAGGGGAGCUGUUCCUCGUCCCUCCGCAGCGCGCUUUCCUCCACUCGCUCCUCCCCGCCUCCGGAAAGCAUGGGGAGCGCCGACGGCUUCCAGUACCGGGCCUUGUACCCGUACCGCAAGGAGCGGGAGGCCGACAUCGACCUGCUGCCCGGGGACACUCUGGUGGUCAGCAAGGGGGCGCUGCAGGCGCUGGGGUUCAAGGAGGGCGAUGAGCAGACCCCCAACCAGAUCGGCUGGAUAUUGGGGGUCAACGAACGGACCAAGCAGAAGGGUGAUUUCCCGGGGACCUACGUGGAAUACGUGGGGCCGGUCAAGAUCGCCCUGCCGCCCCACCGCCCCCGGGGGAUCAGGCCCCUGCCGGCCGCCCCGGCGUCGCACGUCCAAGAGGAGCCAGCGUUGGCGCUCCCCGAACUCUCCGAGCAGUUUGCUCCCCCUGAGAUCGCGCCGCCCCUGCUGUGCAGGCUGGUGGAUGCCAUUGAGAAGAAAGGGCUGGACAGUAAAUCUCUCUAUCGGACCCCCUGCUCAGAGCUACGGCUGGGAGUUGACUGGGCCACAUCUGGCGACUUGGACGCCUUCGAUGUCUCAUCUCUCGGAGAAGCUCUCAAGGGGUUCCUGCAAGACCUGCCCACCCCGGUGGUCCCGCCCGGCCUCGGGUGCGAAAUCCUGCGCGUCCUCCAGGACGCCUCCCAGGCGGACUCUGGCCGGCAGCAUCUCCUGUCUCUCCUGGCGCCGCCGGCGAUGCCCCUGGCUCACCUUCUGACGCUGCAGUUCCUCCUGCGCCAUUGGGCCAAGGUGGCGGAGCAAGCCGAGAGCAACGGUCUGGGGCCCCGGGCCCUGGGGGAGGUCUUCGGGGGCCUGGUCCUGCGGGGGGCGCCAGCCGCCAGUGCCGAAGGGACCCCGGAUUUCUCCGCCCUUUUCCUGGAGCUCCUCCUGGAGGUGAAAGACCCUGAAGCCGAGCUGCCCCCGCCAGCUCUGCCCCCCAAACCCCCCAAACCAAAACCGGCGACCCCAGCCCCCCUGGCCAACGGGAACGGCACAACCCUCCAGGACGCAGAGUGGUAUUGGGGCGACAUUUCCAGGGAGGAAGUGAACGAGAAGCUCAGGGACACACCCGACGGGACCUUCCUGGUCCGGGACGCAUCCAGCAAGAUCCAGGGCGAAUACACGCUGACGCUCAGGUGAGUCCAGCCCCCCCAGU